Dictyostelium purpureum is the source of this 4128-nucleotide messenger RNA. RefSeq lists its product as uncharacterized. Gene Ontology annotation, molecular function: protein binding; tRNA binding. Gene Ontology annotation, biological process: tRNA wobble base 5-methoxycarbonylmethyl-2-thiouridinylation. Lineage: Eukaryota; Evosea; Eumycetozoa; Dictyosteliales; Dictyosteliaceae. Gene Ontology annotation, cellular component: cytosol; elongator holoenzyme complex. The record is from RefSeq and is a predicted model, not a curated record. The transcript is spliced from 2 exons. Bases 1 to 4128 code for a protein of 1375 amino acids.
AUGAAAAAUAUUACUAGAUUAAUAGAAUUUAGUGAUUUAAUUGAAGGCGAAAAUGGCUUUAAAUUAUUUUCAUUCGAUAACCAAAAUAAUAUAGUUUACUUCAUCACUUCAAGUAAUCAACUUAUUAUUUACUCACCAUCAAAUAAAAAAGUUACAAUGAAAAUUGAAUUAAAUGAUCAAGAUAUUCUUAGUGAAGGUGCUUUAAUUAAUUCAAUUCAAUUCAUUCCAGAUUUAGAAGCAAUUUGUAUGGCAACUGAUAAAGGUGAUAUUUUAAUGUAUUCAACUUCAAAUGGCCAACUCGAAUGUGUUGGUAUUGUUGGUUCAGGUAUUACAUGUAUGUCAUGGUCACCAGAUUAUGAAUUAUUUAUUUUAGCAACUGAAAGCGAAACCUUAAUUCAAAUGACUAAAGAUUGGGAAAUUUUAAAUGAAGUUUCAAUAAACUCAUAUUUACCAGGUAAAGAAGCAUCACAAUAUAACACAAGCAACAGCAACAAUAAUAUAACAUUAGACAAUAAAACCAAGAUCCCAAUAAUAAGUUGGAGAGGUGAUGGUCAAUAUUUCUCAUGCACAAGUUUUGAUUCAGCAACUAACAGUAUUCAAUUAAGAGUUUGGGAAAGAUCAUUACAAUUACAUUCAAUGAACGAAACAAGCGUUGCAGGUUUAGAAAAUCAAAUUUCAUGGAGACCAAGUGGUUCAUUAAUUGCAGUUUCACAUAGAUUAGAACAAAAUAAAAGACACGAUAUUUCAUUCUUUGAAAGAAAUGGUUUAAAACAUGGUGAAUUUACUAUUAGAUCAAAAGGUACAGUAGAAGCUAUUGAGUGGUCAUGUGACUCUGAAAUCUUAGCAUUAUUACUCAAAGUUGUUGGUGAUGAUGGUUCAGAAAAAACAGUUGUUCAAUUAUGGCAUCGUAGUAAUUAUUAUUGGUUCUUAAAACAAGAAAUUAACUGUGACUCUAGCGAAUCAAUUGUUCAUAUGAAAUGGGAUUUAAGUGCUCCAAUUCUUCGUAUUAUUACCUCCCAAGGUCGUUAUAAUGAAUAUCGUCUCUGUUGGGAUUAUGAUGUAUCACAAGGUUUUUCCUCUGAAAAUCCAUCAAUCGUUGUUAUGGUUGACGGUAAUACUUUAAAGAUGACACCAUUCCGCCGUUUAGUUACUCCACCACCAAUGUCCGCCUAUUCAAUCGCAUUACCAGCCAACUCUAAUUGUUCUGGCUUCUCAUUCAAUCGUAAUACAUUUCAACUCUCAGUUUUAGUUAAUCAAAUAAACAGUAUUUGCAUUUAUACACCAGCUUCUCUUCCAGCAAUUCCAGUUGCAACCAAACAACCAACAGUAGAUUUAACACCACAAUUAAAACCAACCAAUUAUUCAGUUCCACCAACUCUCACUGCUACAAUUUCAAUUGAUUCAUCAAAAUUACAAUUAUAUAAACUUCGUCACUUCUUUUGGUUAAAUGAAACUACAUUUGUUGCUGUCGAAUCAAACACCAACCAAAAUGAUUCAAUUGUUGAAGUAAUUAUCAAUAAAUCUAGCUUUGCAGUCGAACAUAUCUAUCGUGUCAACACACCAAAUAAAGUAUUACGUCUUACAAAUCAUCUCGAAUCUUUAGAUCAAGCUCUUUUUGAAACUGUUGAUGGUUAUCUCUAUGUUUAUAAUAGCUCAACCUGCCCUUCUUCAUCUGGUAGCAUGGAAUCACCAACUUCAAUUUCACCAUUCAUUUCACAACAACAAGAAAAUAUCUUUAAAUUCCCAACCCCAUGCCCAUGGUUCUCAUCAUGUACCAUCAAUCAAGAGGAUUCAGUCGUUGGUCUCAAUGAUAGAAACAAACUUUACAUUAAUCAAAAUUUAUUAUGUACAGAUUGUAAUUCAUAUUCCCUCCAUAACAAAUUCCUCCUCUUUACUACAGUUUCACAUGUUUUAAGAUCAGUUUCAUUAUUAGCACCAGCUCCAACUUCACCAUUGGUUUAUAUUCCACCAGCCCAACAAAAUACAUAUGCUAAUGGCAAAUCACAAGCUAUUCAACAAACUUCAAACUAUGAUGAUUCAAUUAGAGAUGUUGAAAGAGGUGCUCGUAUUGUUGCAGUAGUUCCACACGAUACCCGUUUAGUCUUACAAAUGCCAAGAGGUAAUCUUGAAGCUAUUUCACCACGUUCACUUACUUUAUCAACAAUCCGUGAACUCUUAAAUCAACAUGAAUACCUCAAAGCUUUUAUGUUAAUGCGUAGAAACCGUAUUGAUAUGAAUCUUAUCUAUGAUCAUAACCCAACAGAUUUCCUUCGUCAUGUUGAAACUUUUAUUGACCAAAUUCAAAAUAUUGAUUAUUUAAAUCUUUUCAUCUCAUCACUCAGAGAUGAAGAUACCACCAAAACAUUAUUUGUUGAUUUAGAAACCAAGCACCUUAUCCCACCAACCAAUGUUAAACCAUCAGCAGUCGUCGAAGGUAAAGUUAACUUAGUAUGCGAUAAAUUAAGACAAGUUUUAGUCGAAAAAGACUCCAUCAAAUUCAAUCUCCCAAUCCUUACAACUUAUGUCAAAAAAUCACCACCAGAACUCGACCAAGUACUUCGUCUUAUUCAAUCACUCCGUGGUGAGGAGGUUAAUGAAAAUGGUGAAACUAUUGUUAAUCGUUUAGCCGAAGAAUCUUUAGAUUACAUUGUUUUCUUAGUUGAUGUAAAUAAACUCUAUGAUAUCGCUCUUGGUACCUACGAUUUCGAAUUGGUUAUUAUGGUUGCACAAAAAUCACAAAAAGAUCCAAAAGAAUAUAUCUCAUUCUUACAAGAACUUCAAAAGAUGGAAAGAUUCUAUCAAAGAUACUCUAUUGAUAAAUACUUAAAUCGUUGGGAAACCGCACUUUACAAUCUUGCUAGAGCCGGUGAACAAUACGAACAAGAUUGCUUAGAGCUCAUCAAACAACACAAUAUCUACAAAGAAUCAUUGGUUAUUUAUGGUGGUAGUGAAAAAGCAGAAAUCAAAAAUCAAAAAGAAAUGUUUAAAAAAGUUUCAGAUAUUUAUGCAGAUUAUUUAGUUCAACAUAAUAAUUAUGAAGAUGCAGCUUAUCUUUACACAUCUGCAGGCGAAUCAAAAAAAGCUCUUUCUGCUUUCAAGGAUGCUUGUCUUUGGGAAAAUUCAAUUUAUCAAGCUAAGAAAUUAAAUUUCACCAAUGAUGAAUUAAAUAAUUUAGCUCAAGAAUGUUCAGAGGUCUUAAAACGUAACGGUAAAUUCAAAGAGGCCGGUUUACUCUUAUCUCAAUACUCUGAUUUAGAAACAUCUAUUUCAGCUUAUUGUGAAGGUUUCUAUUACAACGAUGCCAUUUUAUUAGCACAAAAUAAGGAUCGUUCCGAAUUGGUAGAUACUUUAAUUAAUAAAUCAAUUUUAGAAACUGUUGCUACCCAAACAACUGAUAUCAACAGCAACUAUGAAAAAUAUCAAAAGAUGGCAACAAGAAUCGUUAUUGUUCGUACCAAUAAGCUUAACUAUGUCCCAUUACUUUUACCAAGAGGUGGCUUAGAUCCAGAAACUAGCUCAAUGAUGUCAGGUAUGUCAGGUAUUUUCAGUGAAGGUGGUCAAUCAGUUAAUAGUGCUAUGAGUAGUGUUACCACUUCAUCAUAUGUUUCAACCUAUUCACAACAAACUGGUACAUUCUCAACUGCCACCAAAACUCGUUUAAAGAAAAAAGAUAAGAAACCAAAACCACAAAAGGUUCGUCUCACUGGUAAAGAAGGUAGUCCAUUUGAAGAAGAAUAUCUUGUUGAAGAAAUGAAAAAAUUAAUUCCAUCAAUUGCUCAACAAGAAAAUAUUGGUCGUAUUGUUAAAGGUCUUGUUAUUUUAAAUCUUUUUGAUGAAGCCCGUCAACUUAGUACCCUUUAUCAAAAAUAUUUAGAUCUCAUCGAUGGUUCGCUCGAUAAUCUUUCAGCUUCAGCUACAGCAAUAUUACCAGAAAAUAAAAAAGAAAAAGAAAAGGAAUAUCAAUUACAAUUACAACAAAUGGAAGAAGAACAACUUCAACAACAACAACAACAACAACCAGGUUUACCAGCUCAACCAAUUAAUAAUAAUAAUAAAUUUGUAACAUUAAAUAUUAAACAAAUUAAAGUUACAAGAGAUAAAUCAAAUUGGAACUUAAAUAUUUUUUAA